AAGAAAUUCUCCUGUGAAUUUUUGGGGAAUGGGUUUUGAAUUGAACUUAGGGAUUUAUGAGGGUUCUGGAUUUGAAUAUGGAAAAAUAAAUGGGUUGUUGAAUCUAGUGUAGGAUCGAAAGGAUUGUAAGGGGCUUUCAGUUCUAGCAUUAUGGAGGAAUUGGUAGAUCUCUCUGUAACGCCGAAAACUCUUCAUUGAGCGUAGGACUCCAGGAGCAAUGGCGACUCCAAUGGACACAGAAAUGCCAAGGCCAGAUGGUCGAUCACCCAACGAGCUGAGAACCCUUGUUUCUUCCAGAGCUCUGCUUCACAGAGCCCACGGCUCCGCCCGCUGGUCUCAAGAUAACACAAUCGUGCUGGCUGCCGUCUAUGGUCCCAAAGGAGGAGCCGCUGGAAAAAUGGAGAACCCAGAGAAAGCCACGCUUGAAGUUAUUUGGAAGCCCAAGACCGGACAAGCAGGUAAGGCAGAAAAAGAAUGUGAGAUGAUUGUGAAGAAAACUUUGGAGUACAUUUUCCUCUCUACGAUGCAUCCAAACACUAUUACGUCUGUCAUACUUCAGGUUGUCAAUGAUGAUGGAGCUCUACUUGCAUGUGCUGUCAAUGCUGCAUGUGUUGCUCUUAUGGAUGCUGGGAUUGCUUCAAGGAAUGUUAUUGCUGCGGUUUGCUGUGGUGUGAGAGACAAUGGAGAAGUUAUUCUUGAUCCUACAAAGUUAGAGGAGCAGAAAGUUCAGGCGCAUGUUUGUCUUAUUUUUCCCUGCCGUCCCUUAACUGUUUUGUCUGAAGGGCUUCCCACUGUUGACAGUGAGCCUCUGGAACAUGGAAUCAUCUCAUCUGUUACACGUGGAGCAAUGAUGGUUGAUAAUUAUCUUGAUUGUUUGGAACGGAGCCGUGCUGCCAGCAUAAAAAUUUCUGAUUUUAUAAGAUCAAGCAUUGAAAAGGGCCAGCGAGCUAAUGAUUUGGCAACUUCAUCAUAGUGCUAUCACUAUCAGCAUAAGCGAAUGAUGGUGUUGUUUCCAGCAACAUCUUAUUAUUAUAUGGUGGAUGGAAAUGAGAACCGACAUAGGAUUUAAAUUGUAUCCCGAGGCAUACUGCUGGAUGAGGACUUAGCACCGUGUGUAUGUGGAUAUUUUUGAAGGUUUUGUAUAAUUCAUAUAACUGGAAUAUGAGCAUUGCAUUCCAAUGUGAGUUUUUAAACGACAAAAUCCAGUUAGCAAAUGUGUGCCUUAGUGUGCUAUUUUCUAGAUUCAGAGAGCUAGGGCAAGGCAAAAGAAAGACAAAGAAUAGGUAUCGACUUCAACAAAAACUUGUAUCCGAGCCACUGGAAUCUGCAUCUCUUCAAUUUUAGAGUUGUGGAUUAAAUUUAAAUAGAAUUUGUUUUUUGGGAGA
This is a messenger RNA of Cryptomeria japonica (Japanese cedar), 1385 nucleotides long. Its product is annotated as exosome complex exonuclease RRP46 homolog. NCBI's taxonomy places the organism in Eukaryota, Viridiplantae, Streptophyta, Pinopsida, Cupressales, Cupressaceae. The record is from RefSeq and is a predicted model, not a curated record. The coding region runs from base 218 to 973 and encodes 251 amino acids. Gene Ontology annotation, biological process: rRNA catabolic process; poly(A)-dependent snoRNA 3'-end processing; nuclear mRNA surveillance. Gene Ontology annotation, cellular component: nucleolus; cytoplasmic exosome (RNase complex); nuclear exosome (RNase complex). The transcript is spliced from 11 exons.